UAGAUACACAUGGAGGACGCCACCACACUUUAGCAGUGUUAAAAAGCAAGCAUGUAAAACAACCAUAGACCGAAGCAACGGCAGUCAUUCUUUAAUAACAACCCAAACGUUCAACGCAAUGGUUUGGUUAAGCAGAUGUUGCUUCCGGAAGUAUGCAAACUUCGUUGAUCACCUCCGGGUUUAUGUGAAAGGAGGAGCAGGGGGAAUGGGGUUGCCUCGGCUGGGAGGUCAGGGGGGAGAUGGGGGAGAUGUGUAUGUGGUCGCCGCCAAAGACGUUACCCUCAAGAGAAUCAAAGAUCGCCACCCAGAGAAGCGCUUUACGGCAGGAGUUGGAGACAACAGCACUGUCCGGGCGCUGAAAGGAAAGAAAGGAUCUGACUGUGAGAUCCUUGCUCCUCCAGGAAUCACAGUCACUGCUGACAAUGGCAAAGUCUUAGGCACGCUGAAUGCAGUGGGGGAGAAGGUCCGUUUGGCCAAAGGGGGCCAGGGCGGAGCCUUCCAUUCGGACUUCCUCCCCAGCAAGGGCCAGGUGCGCCACAUCAGGCUAGACCUCAAGCUCAUCGCCGACCUUGGCCUCGUGGGGUUCCCCAAUGCAGGAAAGUCAACUCUGCUGUCAGCCAUUUCACAUGCAAGGCCAGAGAUUGCCAGCUAUCCCUUCACCACAUUAAAACCAGAGAUUGGCAAAGUGAUGUACGACGAUCAUAAACAGGUGUCAGUGGCAGAUCUUCCAGGGCUGAUUGAAGGGGCUCACAUGAACAGGGGCAUGGGCCACAAGUUCCUCAAACACGUGGAGAGAACCAAACAGCUGCUGUUCGUGGUUGAUGUGUGUGGUUUCCAGCUGGCCAGUGGCACCCCCUUCCGGUCAGCCUUUCAGGCGGUGCAGCUCCUGACCAAGGAGCUGGAGCUGUACAGUGAGGAGCUGCUCAGUAAGCCGGCCAUCCUGGUGGUCAAUAAGAUGGACUUGCCUGAGGCGGGAGAGAAGCUCGAUGAACUCCUGCAUCAACUGGAAAAUCAAGAGGACUUCUGUCACCUUCUCCCCGAGGACAUGGUCCCCAGUCAUUUCCUGUCCUUCCUCCACACGGUCCCCGUCUCGGCCUCCGAGGGUUCGGGCAUCCCCCUCCUCCAGCAGCUCCUCCGCCAGUCCCUGGAGGAGCAGGACGCCGAGGCCAGUGAGAGCCAGCGCCUCCAAAAGCUCCAGGAGCUGAGGAAGGUGGUGCGGCCGGCGCCCGGCUCUGUCAGCCCCAAGUGGGGCCUCUCUUACCAGGCCUGAAUCAGCAAGUCAGCCAGUCAUUCUUCGUGUAUAUUUCCCCUCUCUCUCUCCCUCCCUCUGUUUCUGUCUCUCUCUCUCUCUUCUCCCUCCCCUUAGCGGAGGUGAAGCGAGUUCGGGACACCCUCGGAAUGGCCACGCAGUGUCUUCAAGUGUAGGCGUCACCUCAGACGCUCUCCAGCCUCUGCUACCGGCCCCCACCACUCCCCAGUGCACAUCUGUUGUUACCAGGCCUUACUCACUUAGAAGCCCCCCCCCCCCCCCACCUCCAAGCCUCGUGCUUGUCUAAGGACUGUCUGAAAGAUGCCAAUCAGUCAUCGGCUGACAUCAGAGUCACCUCUACCUGCCCGCCCGUUCAGUGCCUCAUCAGUGAGGCCAGGGCCAGUGACGUCAGAGAGGGACGGAGCGGAGCGCCUGAUAGGUGACGGCAAUUCUCCCCGUGGUGGGAAGCUUCUAGAAAGCGCAUUGUUGACCUUCAGAAGCGAAUGUAGGAGAGGAUCAGCUGUGAAGUGUUUUUUUGCAGAUUGAACGAUUGAACUUGUCAAGAUGAAAAAUGUGCUCUGUGUUUAUGAACCGCAAACAUUUAAUUUACGCAUUGUUUUUCUAUUGGUAUGUAUAGAAACGUUGUAUGUCUAAGAGAAGUAAAUUAAAAAUAUAUAUUUUGUGGCA
Molecule: messenger RNA, 1936 nt
Organism: Sardina pilchardus (European sardine)
Lineage: Eukaryota; Metazoa; Chordata; Actinopteri; Clupeiformes; Clupeidae
Gene: gtpbp10
Product: GTP-binding protein 10 (putative)
Exons: 10
Coding region: 119-1270 (383 amino acids)
Cellular component (GO): mitochondrion
Molecular function (GO): GTP binding; GTPase activity; magnesium ion binding
Source: RefSeq, a predicted model, not a curated record